Messenger RNA from Coccomyxa subellipsoidea C-169, 660 nucleotides. RefSeq lists its product as hypothetical. Gene Ontology annotation, molecular function: nucleic acid binding; zinc ion binding. The record is from RefSeq and is a predicted model, not a curated record. Lineage: Eukaryota; Viridiplantae; Chlorophyta; Trebouxiophyceae; Coccomyxaceae. The transcript has 3 exons. Bases 1 to 660 code for a protein of 219 amino acids.
AUGGCGGACAGUGGUGAUGAUGAACACAUGGAGGUCGACCCUGUGGCUGCGGCUGCAGAGGUUGAAGUUCCUCCCCUUGGCGGCCCGGCUGUGGUGCCUGCGGGUGCCGCAGCCGGUGCUGUCCCAGCUGGUGGUGCUGCGGCACAGCCGGCAGGUGGUGCGGCUGCGGCUGCAGCACCGGCGGACCCGGCAGAGGUGGACGUCUACGUUGCUGCUCUCGACAAGAUCGGCGCCAACGUGCAAGAGGAGUCUCGCCUGACUCGCGAAGUCCUGACAGAGGCUCUCGCGGCGCUCGCGGCUAUCCGCCAGGGUAACCGGGGUGGUGUGCGUGGCUCUGGCAAUGGCCAAGGCCAUGGCAAGGGCAAGAAAGGGGGUUGGAACAAGAAACAGGGCAAGAAGAACGGCAACGGCAACAACGGCAAUGGCAACGGUGGUGGGGCAGGCAAGGCGCCCGGCAUCAACAAAGCCGGCGCCGGUGUCAAGAAGCCUGACUUUGACUGCACCUGCUACAACUGUGACCAGAAGGGCCACAAGUCCUACCAGUGCCCCCACCCCAAGAAGGCCAAAAAGGCGCGUGCCGAGCCUUCCCCUGCUUCUUCACUGCUGCUCCUGACAGCAAUCAUGUCCACUAUUUUCUCUUUGAGCCCUCUGGAGAACUAG